Bactrocera oleae (olive fruit fly) is the source of this 842-nucleotide messenger RNA. RefSeq lists its product as uncharacterized. NCBI's taxonomy places the organism in Eukaryota, Metazoa, Arthropoda, Insecta, Diptera, Tephritidae. The record is from RefSeq and is a predicted model, not a curated record.
GUGUAUUUCAGCGAAUUUUUGUUCAAAACUUAAAAGACGCUUCAAUCGGGAGUUAGAUGUCACACUGAGUUGGCAGCAUCAACAACCCAAUAAGUUUGUGUUCAUAAAGAAAGUGCGAAAGUGCUAAGUGAGUUAUACAGCCACAGCGACUCAAGAAAAUAUUGGAGGACACAGUUUAAAGGAUUAAACAAAUUACACGAGAUAACUGUAUAUUGUGAAAAAAUGCGGGAUUUUGUGCAGAAAAUGCUAACCUUCAUCGUACUCAUGCUUAUCUCAGUGCUCACGAUUCAAGCCAGCCCACUCUACUACAAAUUUGGCAAAUACGGCAGAUACAAUAUCGACCCAUUGAUCGCGUCCGCGUCGGCCGAGGUGCCGAUGGUGCAGAGCAACAACUUCGACAUGAUUAUGGCCGAUGACAAAUUUCCCAUGGAAUCUAUACAGUAUCAGAACUUCGCCAGUUUCCACGAACCAAAAAUGGCAGCCGGCUCCGAUUUCAGUAUGGACGAAACACAGUUCUUGCCCAAGAAUACUCCGCUGCGUGCACCGCAAGCCGUAUCGAAGCAGGAACGUGAAAUACGUCAGCGCAUUGAAGUGGCCGAUCCCAAGCUGGAGAGAAGAAAGAUGCUGAAAUUGAAAAAAGGCUCCUCUGUGCCUCGUGGCGCCGACGCCUAUGCAUGGGAUCAGUUUGAUUACGAUCUCUAUAGCGUGAACCCGGCAAAUCAAAAGAAAUUCUAACUGACGAAUUCCAUCUUCCGAUGUUUUUGUUUAAUAUUUAUUUAUUUCCUUGUGAUAUUUUCUGUUAGACAUUUAAUAAAAUAAGUUAUUUAUUGUAAAAAAAUAAA